CAAAAACUGAUUUACAAAUGACAGAAAUAACACCAAAACAUAAUAAUUCUUGCAAGAUUAAUUCUAAUUUCCAAUUCUCUUCAAAUAAAAAACAACUCCUUAAUUCUUCGCAAAACCUCAAUAAUGAUGUAAUAUCCAGUAAAAAGAAGGAAGUUUAUGAUAGAUUGAUGAGUUCCUAAACUAAUAGAGAUAAUCAAACUCAAGUAUCCCAAUACUUUGAUCAUUUAGGAGGCAAAUGUCUAUGUGCAUUAUGUAACUGUGGCAAACACAAAUGUAAUGGCAAAAAUUGUAUACACAAACCCUAAUUACAUGGAAAUUACACUAUCUAUUAGAAGGAAUACCAGAAAAAGACUCCAGAAAAUGGAUCUCGCUAUAAUUAAAACAUAUUCACCCAACCUAAAGCAGAAGGUGAUCUUGAAAAUGUUACAACUUAUAAACAUGAUUAUCCUGGAUACAAUAGUACUGGAGAACUACACAAGAAUUCAUAGAAACCAACAGUAAGUGGAGUCCCUUUCUCUGGGUUGUCAACCUAUAAUAAUAUGUAUUUAAAUUGGGGAAUGGGCGAUACACCUUAAUUACUUCCUUAAAAUAACCCUACAGUUAUUAAAGAAAUGCCAUUCAUGGGAAGAAGUAUUUACAAAGACAGUUACCAAGGAACGUAAGCUCCUCCAGUAUAGAGUUGUAAAAACAUGAAUAAGGCUCUAAAAUCUCCGUUGUCACCACCAGAUUUGAAGUUCUCUGCCGAAUCAAUAGCUAAAUCUUCAUAUAAACCAUUUAGAACAGACAGAGUACCUACAGCAAAGAGCAAUCAAAAUGCAACCUUAAAUCCAUCAUAUAAUGGCUAAUACAAUAGUGAAUAUCGAAAAGAAUUUGAUCCAAAAGGUUUGAAUCAAUGCCCUGCCAAGGAAGUAUUAGAUGAGGUUGCACGCACUACCAAAUUUUGAAAAUACAAUGAUUAUAAUUAAAGAUAUAAAUGUUAAAAGAUUUUGACA
Paramecium tetraurelia is the source of this 992-nucleotide messenger RNA. RefSeq lists its product as uncharacterized. The record is from RefSeq and is a predicted model, not a curated record. Gene Ontology annotation, biological process: microtubule anchoring. Gene Ontology annotation, molecular function: microtubule binding. Gene Ontology annotation, cellular component: cytoskeleton. The transcript has 6 exons. NCBI's taxonomy places the organism in Eukaryota, Ciliophora, Oligohymenophorea, Peniculida, Parameciidae.